GCGGGAACCAUGGAAUAGCAGUUAGCACGAACUGUUUUAUCAGUGUUGUCAUUUAUUUUACGAACGCAUCUUUACUCAUUAUUUCUUCAUGAAAAUGGUCAGAAGAUACGGCAAGCGAUCACAACCAGAAGAUGGUUUUCCGAAGGCAAAGAAUGCAGUGAACAGAAAUGAAAACUUAAAAAUUUGGUGGGUUUCAUGAAUUCUCAGAUGCAGCAAAGACACUGAUCAGAACAAAUUUAUUAAAGUGGUAUGAUGAAAAUAAACGAAGUCUUCCCUGGCGAAAUCAGAUCAGCACAGAGGAUGUGAACCAGAAGGCUUAUGCAGUGUGGGUGUCAGAGAUCAUGCUUCAGCAAACUCAGGUUGCCACAGUUAUUGAUUAUUACAACAGAUGGAUGACGAAAUGGCCAACAUUGCAAGAACUUGCCAAAGCUAAGCUUGAAGAAGUUAAUGAGAUGUGGUCUGGUCUUGGAUAUUAUUCCAGAGGGAAGCGUCUGCAUGAGGGAGCAAAGAAGGUUGUGAAUGAACUGGAAGGGCAAGUGCCAAAAUCAGCAGCAGACUUAGAGAAAAAGCUUCCAGGUGUUGGGAGAUACACAGCAGGUGCUAUUGCUUCCAUUGCUUUAGGAGAAAAAACAGGGGUUGUUGAUGGAAAUGUCAUCAGAGUUUUUUCUCGACUGAGAAUGAUUGGGGCAGAUGUCUCAAGUCCGGCAACUAUGGAUAAAUUUUGGGAGCUAGCAAAUGAACUUGCAGACUGUGAGAGAACAGGAGAUUUAAACCAGGGACUUAUGGAGCUAGGGGCCAUGGUGUGCACACCUAAAUCACCAAAGUGUUCUUUGUGUCCCCUUCAGGAAACAUGCAGAGCGUUUGCAAAGGUAAAUUUGGAAAAAAAGCAGGCAGCAGGACGGCUGAUAUCUAGAGAAUCUGACCAAUGUGGCCUUCUGGACAUAGAAUGUUUGGCUGAUGCAUGUCAGUGGUGUCUUCCUUCUGAUGAGCCAUGGGACAAAAGCUUAGGAGUACAGAACCUUCCACGGAAAGCAAAGAAAAAGGCACCGCGUGAGCAGAUGGCUGCUGUGACUGUUGUGUGCAAGCUAGGCAAAGACAGCCAGCAACAAUUCCUGUUGAUGAAGCGUCCAGAGAAAGGAUUACUGGCUGGUCUCUGGGAAUUUCCAAACUUUGAUGUCAAGGGAGAGGCAGAAAUCAGCACUAACUCUGAAGACAUUCUGCAGAGACUAAAAAAUAACCAUUCUGUGGAGGUUGCAAGUGCAGAAAAUGUGAAAACUGUAGGAGAUGUCUUGCACUUAUUCUCCCAUAUACACCAAACAUACUGUGUCACACUGGUGAGUGUAACAGAACAGAAUAUUAAGGUGACCUCUCAGCGACCUUGGCAGUGGCUCACAAAUGCAGAAGUUAAUGAAGCUGCCAUUCCAACAGCAAUGAAGAAGGUGUUCAGUGCAUGUAUGAAAGUGCUGGAAGGAAGAAAUGAUGUUCAGGGAAAGAAGCGGAAGAGAAAUGAAACUGGUCAAAGUGAUGCAAAGCAAAGAUCAAUCGACUCUUUCUUUAAAUGUAAAUAGUUACAAGUUCAAGAGAGGUUUUUUUUAAUAAAGAAAAAAAAGAUUACUUUUGUACAUAGUUUUUCUUGUUUUUGAGUCCAUAUUAAAAAGCAGGAUGUGACAUGAGAAUUGAGUCAUGU
Messenger RNA from Pomacea canaliculata, 1687 nucleotides. RefSeq names its product adenine DNA glycosylase-like. Gene Ontology annotation, molecular function: 8-oxo-7,8-dihydroguanine DNA N-glycosylase activity; adenine/guanine mispair binding; oxidized purine DNA binding. Gene Ontology annotation, biological process: base-excision repair; mismatch repair. The record is from RefSeq and is a predicted model, not a curated record. The transcript has 16 exons. Bases 342 to 1568 code for a protein of 408 amino acids. Gene Ontology annotation, cellular component: nucleus. Lineage: Eukaryota; Metazoa; Mollusca; Gastropoda; Architaenioglossa; Ampullariidae.